AUGGAAACAAAUUCUAGCCCCUCGAACACCAGUAUCGCACCCAUUUGCGAGAACUUGGAUGAAAGGAACACCGAAAUGUUUUUGAAAGAUAUUGAAAAGAAAGGGGAUGCGGAUACAAGAGCAAUCCAUCCACCAAUUGGGUCUCCUCAAAAUCUUAUAGCGGCGGAAAAUUAUUCUGUUUUUACAGUAAAGCAGAAACGGAUAAUGAUUGCAACUGUCUCGUUUGCCAGUUGGAUAAGUCCACUGACGGGGGCCAUUUAUUAUCCCGCCGUCAACCAGAUAGCAGCGGACCUGCAUGUUUCAGUGUCCAAGGUUGCACUGACAGUCACCACGUAUCUGCUCUUUCAAGGCCUCGGACCGAUGAUGGUCGCUGGUUUCUCCGAUAAAGCUGGCCGCAAGCCGGCGUAUAUGGAUAAUUACGUCGCCCUAUUGCUCCUCCGCAUGGUACAGGCAGCAGGUAGUAGCGGCACGAUAGUGCUUUCAAAUGGACUCGUGGGUGAUAUCAUUCCAUCGUCUGAGCGUGGCAAGUACAUUGCUUUCGCAUCAAUUGGCUUGAUUCUUGGACCCAGCCUAUCGCCCGUCCUUGGCGGCCUCCUUAGUCAAUAUUUGGGAUGGCAUUGGAUCUUCUGGUUCCUCCUGAUAUUCUCUGGAGCCUACUUCAUUCCAUUAUUACUCUUCCUACCAGAAACGUGUCGCAACAUCGUCGGCGAUGGCUCUGUCCCACCACCAAAAUCGAGUUGGAACCUCAGUGACCACAUCCGCUUCCACAACCGUGCGAAGGAGGGUAUCCCUAUCGAUGAAGCAAAAAUGAAGGAGCUGCGAAAUAAUCACAAAAUCACGUUUCCUAAUCCUAUCUCGACUCUACGCAUCUUAGGCGAACCAGAAAUGAUAUUCUUACUCUUUGGUAAUAGUGUGGCCAUGUCUUGUUUUUAUGCUGUCUCAACUGGCACAGCCCAGGCGUUUAAUCGCAACUAUGGCUUCGAUGAAUUACAGAUUUCUCUCAUGUUUCUCCCUAUCGGCGCUGGCGGUCUCGCCUCUGCCUUCACAGCCGGUUACCUCGUCGAUUGGAACUACCGCCGACAUGCAAAACGUCUAGGCUAUCCAGUGCACAAGAACCGCCAAACUGAUCUCUCCAAAUUUCCAAUUGAAGUGGCGCGUAUGCAGAUUGCCGUGCCGCACUUCUUCCUCGGGGCGAUUGCUAUGGUCGGAUACGGAUGGGUUCUGGAAUCUAAGGUCACCUUCGGCGGUCUGAUUAUCUUCUUAUUUCUAAUAGGAUACACCACCGACGUGGUAGGUCAAACGCUAAUGGUAUUGUGUGUGGACAUCAAUCCUGGAAGGCCAGCGAAUGUGUCGGCCGCGAAUAAUGUGAUGAAGUGCUUGGUGGGCGCUGGGGUGAGCGCGGCGAUCGUACCUAUGAGUGACGCGAUUGGAUAUGGGGCUCCUAGAUGGGCGUACACAGUCCUUGGGGCGCUGUUCUUAAUUGGUAGCUUGGGGCCGAUUGUGAGCAUGCGAUACGGAAUUGCCUGGCGCCAAGCUCAGAAAGAGAAAGCUGAUUGCAAGAAGCAAGAAAAGCAGGCUAGAAUGGAGGCUAGAGCGGUACAUUAA
This is a messenger RNA of Talaromyces amestolkiae, 1605 nucleotides long. RefSeq lists its product as uncharacterized. Gene Ontology annotation, molecular function: transmembrane transporter activity. Bases 1 to 1605 code for a protein of 534 amino acids. The transcript has 7 exons. The record is from RefSeq and is a predicted model, not a curated record. Gene Ontology annotation, biological process: transmembrane transport. Lineage: Eukaryota; Fungi; Ascomycota; Eurotiomycetes; Eurotiales; Trichocomaceae.